Messenger RNA from Capronia coronata CBS 617.96, 1896 nucleotides. RefSeq lists its product as uncharacterized. Lineage: Eukaryota; Fungi; Ascomycota; Eurotiomycetes; Chaetothyriales; Herpotrichiellaceae. Bases 1 to 1896 code for a protein of 631 amino acids. The record is from RefSeq and is a predicted model, not a curated record. The transcript has a single exon.
AUGAAAGAUACUCUUCGCAAAAAACCCAAAGCUGAGUCCAACGGCGAGGUUGAUGUCAAUGCCCAGUCGUCCGAGUCACCAUCUUCCAAUCCCGGGUCCAGCGAGGCAUCAUCCACUGUCAAUGCUGAGGCAGUCUCUCGCCAGGUAUCGAAAGCUUCGAGAAGCUCCCGAGCCUCUUCUCUUAGCCAGGGCGUGAUUCCACCAGUAAUUGAAGAAACCCCUCCUUCACCUUCACCGGCAACACAAUAUCUAGGUGUUUCGGCUGCAGGAAAUGAUAAUGGCACCGAGGGGCCAGUGAAACCACAUCGUCGAAGGAAGACAAUCACGAAAACCCCCCAUACUUUCGAACUGGAAGUCGACCUCAACCCUGCUAAGGCAAAUGAACAACCACCUGUACCAGCCAUGGAAUUACCAAAACCAGAAACUCCAAUUGUCAAAAAGAAGAAGCGCGUAUCUCAACCACUUCCGCCAGAUGGCAGCUCCCCCAGCCCGAACGCUGUCAAUGCGGCAGCAUCAGUUCAGGAACCAUCUCUGCCAACAUCACCAAAGUCUACCUUCACGGUCUCCGCCGCCUCGUCACCGUCUGCUCGAGUACGGUCACCGCCUCCUGCUACCACUAUGUCUCCGUCUUCGCCGAAACCAGCUGACUUGUCUGUGACUCCGGCCAAUCCUUUCACGAGCCAUCGGCCUAAGAAAUCCGUAUCUUCCUCCACUCCUCCAGUCGCCGCAUCGAAUCCAUGUCGUUUCACGCCGCCUCCCCUUCCAAGUGAAUCUUUCCAUGGCAAAGUUGUCGUUGUCACUAACGGAGCCAGCCUGACCAGUCAAGCUUUAAUUCGCCAACUGCACGCCGCUGGAGGUCGAGUGAUAUUUGGCGAUACCAGCAUCGACCGAUCCCUCAAGUUUAUCUCCGCCCUGGGGCCUCCCCAUGUUGUACACUUCAACAAAUGCGACAUGACCAAGUAUUCGGACAUCUUGGACUUGUUCAAACUCGCCACGACAAUGUACGGCCGUGUGGAUCAUGCCGUCUUUGGCAUUGGCGAUGACGGCGGUCAUACUUGUACCGUCGGAGAGGGCGAGAAGGGUUGGUUUGAAGACCGCACAGGCUUCAAUAAGACUCCUCGAAUGGCUUAUGCUGAGGUCGAGACAGAGCCAUCCGGAUUGGGCGACAUCAUGACUGCUAGCGUUCGUUUUGCGCGGAUUGCGCUGACAUAUCUGAAAUACUCGCCACGAACGAAAGCAAAGAAAGCAAUCGUGAACCCUUACUCGUCACCGCAGCCUGACUCGACGGCGUUCGAUCCUGGAAAAGGUGAUCGGAGCCUGACCUUCGUCACGAGCACAGCUGCCUUCAAGGAUACACCGCUUCUCCCUAUCCAUCAAGUCACACAACACUCCAUACUAGGACUGGUCCGCAGCUUACGCACGACCGUCGACCCCGACCAUGAGAGGGACGGUGUGCGGAUCAAUGCCGUUGUCACGAAUAUUAUGGUACCUCGCGCCAUUGCACAGUCUGGCGGCCGUAUGUCUGUCCAACUCCCUGCAGACCGGCCCGAAGAUAUCGCUAGGGUGAUCAUGGGUGUGGUAGCGACGAAUUCCUUUACAUCCAUGCCCACCGUGGGGGGUAGUGAUACGGGUGCCACGAAUGCCGGUGGGAUUUGGUACGAAAAAGGCUACGAAAGGGGCAUUCGCGAACGAUAUCUUCACGGCCGCGUGAUUUACAGUGUUGGCGUCGACGGCUGGGAUAUUCAAGAAGGCCUGGAUCGAAGUGAAGCUGCAUGGAUGGGCGCAAGGCCUAGUGAAGCAUUAGCAAGAGCGAUGAGUGGCUUGAAUGUGACACCGCGGCCGGGGGCAAGUGUUGGCGCCGGUGAGGGCGCGACUUGGAUUUUGGAUCUACCUUGA